AUGCUGCUGGGAACGCAAACGCACUGCGCCGGAGCGACGGCAGCUGCAGCUGCAGCGGCGGCCGCGGCUGCAGCGCUCGUUGCAUCGAAGACGGGCGGCAGUGGGACGGAUUUUUCCAUCGCCGCCAUCAUGGCCCGCGGAGGCCACAGCCCGAGCCGGGAGCCAUCGGAACGGAGCAGCAGUCCACUUUCCGUGGAUCGGUUUCCCGAGCCGGACGACGAGGUCGACGUGGAUGUGGAGCAGUGUAGCGACUCCGAGGCGGCUCCAGCAUCUGCCCGAGGUUCCUCUACGUCGAACCGUGCGUCACAUUCCCGGAAUGGAACGCACUCACCGACCCGCACGACCGGCACUCCCUCGGACGAGGAACGACUCACGCCAGAGCCAGCUCCGAGCAAACCGACCAUCGUUGGAUCGUGCAAUUGCGACGAGUUGCGGCCCGUUCAGUGUCACCUGGAGACGAAGGAGCUGUGGGACAAGUUUCACGACCUCGGCACCGAGAUGAUCAUCACCAAGACGGGCCGGCGCAUGUUCCCGACCGUCCGCGUGUCCUUCUCCGGGCCGCUGCGCCACGCAACCCCCGCCGACCGCUACGUCGUCCUGCUCGACAUCGUGCCGAUGGACAGUCGGCGCUAUCGGUACGCGUACCACCGUUCGUCGUGGCUGGUGGCCGGCAAGGCCGACCCGCCGCCCCCCGCCCGCCUCUACGCCCACCCGGACACCCCGAUCGGAGCGGAGGCGCUGCGCAAGCAGGUCAUCUCGUUCGAGAAAGUCAAGCUCACCAACAACGAGAUGGACAAGAACGGUCAAAUUGUACUAAACUCGAUGCACCGCUACCAGCCCCGCAUUCACCUCGUCCGCCUUGGACACGGCCAGAACCUGCCCACCUCGCCGAAGGAGCUGCAAGAGGUCGACCACAAGACAUACGUCUUCCCGGAGACGGUCUUCACGGCGGUGACGGCGUACCAGAACCAGCUGAUAACGAAGCUGAAGAUCGACUCGAACCCAUUCGCCAAAGGAUUCCGGGACUCGUCGCGGUUGACCGACUUCGAUAGCUAUUAUGGCAUAGACCCCAUGGACGCGCUGCUGCUCGAGCAACACCUUCGCACCCCGAUGCGCCUCUUCCCGGAUCCAGCGAUGGCGAUGGCUCAAUUCGCGAGCGGGCCCGAUCCGGACGGUUCCACCCAGGCUGCCCUCUUCGAAAAGGCUCGCCAGCAGCUGCAGAUGUGGGGCCGCUCGCCCUACAGCGAACUCCUGCUGCCCCAGAUGUACCAGCGGCCUCCGGCCAACCUGGGAGCGCUCAAUCUUGGGCUUUGGCAGGCGACGGGCGGACAGUGGCCACCGCAGCUUCCACCCGGGUUCCUGCAGCAGACGGCAAACCUUGCCGCCGCCGUCAACGCGGCCGCCGGUCAAGGGCCGCGAACACCACCUCCACCCCAACCACCACCCCCAUCCGGUUCCACGCCGUCUCCGAUCGGCUCGUCCGGGUCACCUUCGCCGAACGACAUGCGAAAUCGCCCGUUAGGGAACCGAUUCAGCCCGUACCAGAUUCCGCCACAGCAUCCGCAACAUUCACCGAGGAGUCCUCCGAACUAG
This is a messenger RNA of Anopheles coustani, 1593 nucleotides long. Its product is annotated as T-box protein H15-like. The transcript is spliced from 7 exons. Gene Ontology annotation, biological process: cell fate specification; regulation of transcription by RNA polymerase II; positive regulation of DNA-templated transcription. The record is from RefSeq and is a predicted model, not a curated record. Gene Ontology annotation, cellular component: nucleus. Lineage: Eukaryota; Metazoa; Arthropoda; Insecta; Diptera; Culicidae. Bases 1 to 1593 code for a protein of 530 amino acids. Gene Ontology annotation, molecular function: RNA polymerase II cis-regulatory region sequence-specific DNA binding; DNA-binding transcription factor activity, RNA polymerase II-specific.